CUGAUUGGACGAUCGAGUUGACACAUGAGUGAAAGACCCGCGAAAUUAAAAAGAAUUACUUCCGUAAGUUUUUGGAUUGCAAGUAUUGCUCUAGAAAAUAUAACAGCUAUUGAAAAUGAUGGCCACAUCAAUUGACUUGUUGGAUAACUUCCAUGAUAAUGACAUGGACGAAGAAGAAAUAGAGGAAUUUCCUCCAUUACCUGAAAUGCCAUCUUUAUCUCCAAGGCGUAGUGAUGAUGAUGCUGAAGAUGAUAGGUUUGUCAGCCAGGCACUUAAAGAGAGCAGUACUGAUGCAGUUGAAGCUGCAUUAGAAGACAUUCCCACAGCCAAAGUAGCUAGAAUAGUGAACAGGAAACCUCAACCCAAACUAGAUGCAAAUAGACUGAUUGAUCCAGAGAGGGGGAUUCCAAGUAUUCCCAAACAGUUCUCCAAAUUAAAAUUCAAGGGUAAAGGUCAUGAAGUUUCUGAUUUAAAAGUUAUGAUGCAAGCGUACGAGCAUUGGGCACAUCGUCUGUAUCCAAAGAUGACAUUUGAUGAUGUCAUAGAAAAAGUGGAACAACUUGGUCACAAGAAGCCAGUACAGGUAACGCUCACUAAAUUACGACUCGAUAUGCCGCUCACUGAUGAUGACUUUGUGAUGAGACAUACUGAAGAGCAAGGACAGGUAGAAGGUGAUAACACAGAGUUAGCGUCAUUGGUUGAAAGAAAUUCAUCACAAGUAGAUUUUCUGCAGCAUAAUAGUGAAAUGCCAUCUCAGUCUCCACCAUCAACACCAUUGCCAAUGACAACAGUCUCCACUCCACCAAGUUCUCAGAGCAUUAAAAAGGGCACCCUAACUGAAGAACAACUUGAAAGAAUUGAAAGAAAUAAGAGAUUAGCCAGGGAGAGGAGGGAAUCCAAAAUGAAAGCAGGAACACCAAUCACAUCAAGUCAAACUGAAAGAGCACCAAUCACAUCAAGCCAAAAUGAGGGAGCACCAAUCACAUCAAGCCAAACUGAGGGAGCACCAAUCACAUCAAGCCAAACUGAGGGAGCACCAAUCACAUCAAGUCAAACUGAGGGAGCACCAAUCACAUCAAGCCAAACUGAGGGAGCACCAAUCACAUCAAGUCAAACUGAGGGAGCACCAAUCACAUCAAGCCAAACUGAAGGAACACCAAUCACAGCCAGUCAAGAUGUUACUUUGGAAACAUGUGACAGUAAGGAGUCUAGUGAUCAUAAUACUGUUAAUGAGAGAAAAGUAGAAAACAUUGUUCCAAAAACAGCUGAGAGAAAAAUGAAUAAAAACCUUGAUAAUGACAAUGUUGUAUCUAAGGAACGAAUUGAUAAAACAGAUGAGAGAGACAGUGAUGAUGAAAUGGAAACAGAAUGCAGGCUUGUCAUUGACCAGUCUGCACAAGGGGUUGAGACAGAACGAAAAGAUGAUGAGAAUGUUGCCAUGGAAACCGAACAGAAAAUAACAAAUCAUGUUGCUUCAAGAACAAAAUUUCCUAGUCCUCCGGAUUCCCAGACUGCUAGUGACAAGAAUGAACUGGAUGAAGCAAUGGAAGUUGAAAACAUAGAGAAAGAAAUUUCCAUUUCACAAAAUGAAUCGACAACGAGUAGUGAAAUGUAGCUGUAAUAUCACCUUGAGUGGUCUUUUGAUUUGAGUAUGCUUUGAUUUUCUGAACAGCGCCACCUAGUGACUGAAUGGAGUUAUUGAGAAACUCAAUGCAUGUACUGCUUUGAAUUUAAUGCCAUCAGCCAGUAUGUCCAUAAACUACACAUUCUUAAAAUGCAGCUCCACAAUUCCAGGAAGGAAUUUCGGCAAGGAAAACAUAAUUUAAAUGGCUCGUCCAUUAUUUACUAUAUAUGUAUAUUACAAACUUUACUGAUUUUUAAUCUAUGUGCAUAAUAUGCUUCAAAGGCAGCUUCAAUAAUGAAAAUCGCAAUUUGACAUUACUAUAACAAUGUUCGUCAUUAAAUCAUUUAGUAUUUAGUAAGCUUUCCAUCCACCUCUGUUGUUGGAAAGAUAACCUUUCUGUAUGUAGCUAAUACUAGCAAAGUUACAGUAUAUGUCCCUUUAACUAUAUAAAAUGAAUAAUACCAAUACUAUAUAACAGAUAUUUGUAAAAUAAAAAAACUUUCUUCAUUGAAUGUUAUUUGGAGUAUAGGUUUUAUAAAUGUAUAUCUUAUAUACGAGCGUUUAUCUUGUAUUGUACUUGUAGUAAAUUUUUUAAUAAAAGUAGUUGAAUGAA
Saccoglossus kowalevskii is the source of this 2237-nucleotide messenger RNA. RefSeq lists its product as uncharacterized. Gene Ontology annotation, cellular component: replication fork protection complex; nucleus. The record is from RefSeq and is a predicted model, not a curated record. Gene Ontology annotation, biological process: DNA damage response; DNA replication checkpoint signaling; replication fork arrest. Gene Ontology annotation, molecular function: DNA binding. NCBI's taxonomy places the organism in Eukaryota, Metazoa, Hemichordata, Enteropneusta, Harrimaniidae.